AGUGUUUUUUCAGUUAUAAUUUUUUGAUAUUGUUUUGGAGCUCAAUUAUUGUCAAGAAGUGCUAGCAACAUCAUUAUCAUUAUCAGUAUGGAAUUUACAACAUUGACACAAUUGGAAACUAAUUUUACUGACUCUCAGUUUUGGAAGGCAAUUAAUAUUUGGUGUGAUAAUCCCCAAGUUGCAAAUCGUAGGCUAUUAGCAUGUGUUGAAAUAUUAAGCGUUGAGGUAGACUGCGAUACAUCUGACAUUCUACAGGCUAUCUCAGCUUUGGAUCUUUCUCAAACAACUGUAUUGCCCAAUGAAGACUAUGUAGAUAUAAAAAGGUUGUUGGAAGUUUUAGGUAUCACAGAUAAAAUUUCCAAUGCAACAUCUGAGAGUAAAACUGUUUUGUAUUUAAGAAAGCAAUUACCUCGAAUACCAAAUAUAUUUUCUUCUGGUAUAGAGUUUUCAUUAUUACAAAAGCAAGAAAAUCGGGUGAUAAAUAUUCACAAAUCAUUCUUCACGUAUAAGAAAUCUCUUGGCCCUAUGUGCAUGUACACGAUUCAACAAAGAAAAGAUGGUAACACUUGCAUAAGCAUAAAUGGAUUGAGAGAUAUGAUAUCCGAUCCUAGUAUAAGUUGGUUAGAAAAAAAGCUAUUUCCAUGUUUGCUAAAGUGGAUGGGCAGCAAACCAAAAACCGCAACAGCGUAUCGACUACCAUCGUUAGGUUUUGUGUCUGCAGAAAAAUAUGCGAAAUUGUAUUGGGAGCUAAAAGAAAAGUACAGCGCAAAAUUAAUAAAGAAUUGGCCGGAAAAUACAGAUCCAAAAAAAUUUGUUUACGAAGAUAUAGCGAUUGCUACGUAUUUAUUAUUAUUAUGGGAGAAAGAAAGAUUGGAAAAAGGAAUUACAAACUUGCAAUCCUUUUUGGAUUUGGGCUGUGGAAAUGGUUUGCUUGUACACAUCUUAUUCUGCGAGGGACAUCGUGGUCUAGGAAUUGAUUUACGCAGAAGGAAAGUUUGGGAUUUGUACCCAUCUGAAACACCGCUGCAGGUUGAUACCAUCAUUCCAUCUUCUGAAACAUUGUAUCCAGAGUAUGAUUGGAUAAUAGGCAAUCACUCGGAUGAAUUAACACCGUGGAUCCCAGUGAUUGCUGCGCGGAGCUCUAUCGAUUGCCGCAUCUUCUUGUUGCCUUGUUGUCCAUACGAACUCGACGGCACCAAAUACCAGAGGUAUUCUGCUGCAAAGAGUCAGUACUCUGAGUAUAUUGAUUAUGUAAAAAACGUAUGCGAAGUAUGCGGCUUUGAAACGUACAUCGACAAAUUAAGAAUCCCUUCCACGAAACGAAUCUGUUUAAUUGGAUGGGGAAGAAGACACAGCGACGAGGACGACGUAGAAACGAUAGAACAUCGUAUUCAAGAUAUGAUCGGUGCGAAAGUAAUAUUGAUUCGACAAGAGAAAGACAAUGUGGGAACGGGAGCGGACACGGACAAGGAGAGUUCACUUCGGGCAAACGGAUGGAUUUGUAAUUUUAAACCGAGAGACGCGGUAGAAAAAGUACGAAACUGUACGCAACUGGAGAAAACGUUGAUUGCAGACAUCGUCGCUAUGGUAGUGAAUCAAUUGCUUUCCGACGGUCGCGUGAUAUCGCUCGACGGGUCGACUAAAAAAAUUUGGAAUGCCGGUCGAUGUCUCACAUUGAGACAACUCGCCGAAUCAAUUCCACGCGAAAAGUUGAUACGACUACGCAAAGAAUGCGGGGGUCUUCAAACUUUACUAAAAAAUCAUGGCCAUGUAUUUCGAGUUACCCAAGGGAAAGUUGAGUUCCGAAUACCCGGCGAACAAAUGCAAAAAACAUCGAAGAAAAGAGGAACAUCACUGAGAAGAAAAAUGAAGCCAUGCUGGUUUCACGAACAUCACCCGAACGGUUGUCCAACAACCGAGGCUAACUGUAAUUAUAAACAUUAGCAGUUGGUUUUGCUAGUAAAAAGGAGUGGUUUCCUCAAUUUCGAAUGCAAUACACCACACGAUAGAAAUCUAUUUUUAUUUUUAUAUAAAUACCAGUGUGUAUAUUCUGUACAUAGAAAAUGUGCUUGAUUUAAUCGUUUUUUUUUUCUCUCAUGGAAAUAUAUUCAAACAUCGA
Megalopta genalis is the source of this 2119-nucleotide messenger RNA. RefSeq names its product putative tRNA (uracil-O(2)-)-methyltransferase. Gene Ontology annotation, biological process: tRNA methylation. The record is from RefSeq and is a predicted model, not a curated record. NCBI's taxonomy places the organism in Eukaryota, Metazoa, Arthropoda, Insecta, Hymenoptera, Halictidae. Gene Ontology annotation, molecular function: tRNA (uridine) methyltransferase activity.